Molecule: messenger RNA, 1226 nt
Organism: Suillus paluster
Lineage: Eukaryota; Fungi; Basidiomycota; Agaricomycetes; Boletales; Suillaceae
Exons: 6
Coding region: 185-1168 (327 amino acids)
Source: RefSeq, a predicted model, not a curated record
CCUGGUGGACCCUGGUGGAAACUCUUUUCCGGGCUUUCCAUAUAACUACCACUUCCUCACUCAUCUUUCACUAUCCUCUUGGUUGCCUCCACCACUUGCCAGUAGAUAGGCAGCCUCGACAACUCGUAUCUCGGCGUCUCGUUCCAAAUAUCCCCUCCCCUCGUCAGUGACCACGCUUGGAGUCAUGUCAUCCUACACCCCACAGACAGAUCUGUCGCUUGAACGAUCUCGACUCGAUGGAAUGGUCUUAGGGGGUGUAUCCUACGGCGUAUUUUUUCUCUUCACAGUACAAACCUGGAUCGCUCUCGUACAGCGGCCUCGACAUGGAGAUAAAACUGUGGGCCAUCGUCGCGCGCUUAUUUUGUACAUCUUCAUCACGUUCGUGUUGGGGACGAUAGCCUUCGCUGCGAACGCAAAAUAUACGGAGAUGAUUUGGAUAGACCUUCGUGAUGCACCUGGUGGCCCGACCGCUCUAAUUGUGAAUGAAAUGGAUUAUCGUAUCAACGUUUUGGCGAUUUCUUGUGGUCACAUCCAAGAGUGGCUUAUGCAGGCUCUGCUCCUUCACCGAUGUUUCGUGAUAUGGAAUUGGGCAAGACGCGUGAUGAUCCCGAUGAUCACUCUCUAUGCUACCAUGAUAGCGCUGUCUAUUUGCAGCCUGAUCCAGGCGAGCAACGGUGCCGUAAUUUACAAAAUCGACGUCAUACUUGUCUACCUCUGCUUCCAUGUGGGGCUCACUUCGAUUUAUACCAUCCUCGUGGUUGGUCGUUUGCUUUCCAUGCGAAGCCAGAUGAAGCGUGUCGUGGCCGAAUAUGAUUCUAGCACCUAUGACACUGUCGUCCUCAUGGUCAUCGAGUCCGCCUUGUUAUAUUCUGUCUUCGCUAUGAUUUUCAUAGUUGCCUUUGCUCUGCAUUGGAACGAUGUCUCCACCGUAUGCUUCUUGUCUAUUAGCUCAAUACAGGGUAUUGCUCAAUUAUUCAUCAUCCUUCGCGUCGCACGGGGUCAGGCAGUUACACACGAAUGGUCGAGCCGCACUGCUGCUGCACCUACGACUGUAGUAUUCGCAGAGACUGUAUCGGCAGGUUCAAACAAUGAAGGGAUUAAUAGCCCACCACAUGAGACAUGUUCUGCUUCCGCGAAGGCAGCGGGAGUAGCCGUGUGUAUAGCAUAAAAUGAUGUGACAUCGUUUAACCUUAUACCUGCAUGUGAUCUUCUUUGUUUGUGUUACA